Molecule: messenger RNA, 3262 nt
Organism: Scophthalmus maximus (turbot)
Lineage: Eukaryota; Metazoa; Chordata; Actinopteri; Pleuronectiformes; Scophthalmidae
Gene: snx7
Product: sorting nexin 7
Exons: 9
Coding region: 84-1340 (418 amino acids)
Molecular function (GO): phosphatidylinositol binding
Source: RefSeq, a predicted model, not a curated record
UGAAGUUGUGUGUGUGUUGCCAGUUCAGAUCUCAGUCAGGUCCCUCCGAUGUGCCCACUUCAUUGAGAAAGUUUGAGAGCGCGAUGAGCGGACAGACGGUCCCUGUGGACUACUCGGGACACAUGUUGGACCUGGACGAGGACGAAGACCUGGAGGUUUUCAGCAAGAAGGCACCCGUGGCAGAUGGAAACCCCAUGCCCAACUCUCCCAGCUCCAUGGUCAACCAGUUCCGACUGGAGGAGGACGAGCCGCAGGAUGUCAACGCCAAAGACCUCUUCAUCACCGUCGACAACCCCGAGAGCCAUAUCACCGCCAUCGAGACCUUCAUCAUGUACAGGGUCCUGACCAAGACCACGCGGAGCGAGUUUGACUCCAGUGAGUAUGAGGUACACCGGCGCUACCAGGACUUCCUGUGGCUCAGAAGCCGACUGGAAGAAACCCAUCCGACGCUCAUCGUCCACCCGCUGCCAGAGAAGUUUGUGAUGAAAGGCAUGGUGGAGCGCUUCAACGACGACUUCAUCCACACCAGGAGGAAAGCGCUGCACCGUUUCCUCAACAAGAUCUCUGAGCAUCCCAUCCUGUCCUACAACCAGCACUUCAAAGUCUUCCUCACUGCAGAGGAGCUGACGUCCCACCGGAAACAGGGCCCGGGCUUCCUGAGCCGGAUGGGCGAGACGGUGAGGGCGGUGGCCAACACGGUGCGGGGCCUGAAGAGCCGGCCGGAGGAGUUCGCCGCGAUGCAGGAGUACGUGGACGACUUCAGCAACAAGAUCUGCACCGUGGACAAAGUCACCCAGAGGAUUAUCAAGGAAGAGAGAGAGUAUCUGGACGAGCUGAAGCAGUACGGCCCCAUGUACGGCCAGUGGGCGGAGUCAGAGGGCAACCUGGCCGAGCCCCUGAAGGCCGUGGCCAGCUGUGUGGAGCGCUGCGGCAAGGAAACGGAGGAGCACGCCCACCAUCUGUCCGAGGUGCUGGUCCCCACGCUGCACGAGUACAUCCUCUGUGCCGAGACGCUGAAGGCCGUGAUGAGACGCAGAGACCACAUCCAGGCCGAGUUUGAAGCCAAGAACGAGGCUCUGGCGUCCAGAAAAAGCGAACAAGAGGCGCUGCAGGAGGAGGUGGACGGUCUCUCGGACCGGAUGGAGGGGUCUAACGAAGCCCUGAAGGGAGACUGGUUCCGCUGGAAGGCCGGCAUGAGGACCGACCUGAAAUCGGCCUUCGUUUCCUCCGCUGAGAAGAACGUGGACUACUACGAGAAGUGCCUGGCGGUGUGGGAGUCGUUCCUCCUGUCUCAGAGAGCGGAAUCCAGUGACCAGCAAGACGGGGAAGAUGUUUCCUAAAAAAAAAAAAGAAAAAUCAAAAUUCCAGCCCUGACUGUCCAACCGGUACCUCCAAGUACAGACUCUGAACCAGUGUCCACUUAUGCGAACAAGGCAUUGUGUACGAAACAAGCACACACACACUCUCUCUCUCUCUCUCUUUCUGUCCGUCUCUCUGUCUGGCCAAAGAAGUUAAUCCCAGUUUCACCAUUCCACUGAUGAUCGGUCACCACGAGAGAGAAAAACAACAACUACACUGUGAUCUGAAGUACCAAAACAUAUCAGCGCAGUAAUACCCUCCAUGCGCAUGGCCCAAAAAGAUUAAGACAGAAGACUCCUGACCCCAUUUUAAUGUGCUUGUAUAUACUUUUUUCCACAUUUCCCAGAGCAGCCGUGUCCCAGUUCAGGGAAGGCCUCCUCGAAAGUGUGCAAAAUGUUGAGGUAUGGCUUCAUCAACAGAUACCAAAACUAAUGAUGCGUCCAACUGUCCAAAUAAGAGCGAUAAUCUAUAUAUUCCGGCCACAGAGGAGUCUCAAAGUGCCAAAGUCCUGUGACAGGUAUGGACCUGAAACAGCAGCGGGGCCGCUUGCCGCCUUUUAAUGUUGCCACGACAACAAAUAUUGGCUUUAAUUGGCACCAGAGGAAAGCGUGAAUAAAAAUAAAAAGUGCCACUUCUUCAAUGUAAUUUAGGGUUAAUAAGUAAGGUCCUGUGUUAGGAGGAAUAUGACCAUACGUUAUCUCUCAUUUGUUCAAACUAUGUUUGUAUCAACGAUUGACCCCAAUGUGUUUGACGCAGCUAUCGAUACCAAUGUGCCAAUGAAACCGAAUCAUGUGACUGAGCUUCAUCUUUUCUCACCAUAUUGUAGCUUUUUUUUUUUUAGACAUAACCACUAUUUUUUUUUUUUUUUAUGGACCAAAUCUUAACCAGACUUGUUUAGUUUGAGACUUGAGUUUGCUCUUGGUCUUGGGAACAGCCGUUAGUAAAAUUAAAAAAAACAAAACAAUCUUCAUUCAAGGUCCACCUUUUCGAGCUUUUUCCUCAUCGUAAUUCGGUUGAAAGUUCAGGAAAAGAUACUGUCAGGUAGACCACUGAGUGGAGCUGUGCAGCUUUGAGACGGCCAUAGACGCGUCGCAUGUCACGAUCAGACGACGCGGUGCCUGCCGGAUAACGCUCCAACCCCCCGACAGACUCUCCUUUUAUCCCGUGUGUUUUUUUCCCUUCUCCCUCUUCUCCUUUUUUUUUAAAGACUCCUAUGACGCGAGCGACAGGAGCACUGUUGUGGUCUGACUGUUAAGUUGGAUUGCCGUGACAUCUGGGAUCCAAAACUGCACAGGGAGCCUCGACGUAGUCUGAACACAACGACAUAAUAUACACAACACAUAACACUAAUGCUAAGCUGUCCCAAAUUGCAGGGGGCGCUUCCUUCGGAGGCGACAUUUCGAAGAGCGUUUCUGCGACACAGCGGCGCCAUUCGGCCGCUGUCAGGAUGCCGCUGACGCCCCCUUCCUCGUACUGUGGGCGUCCCCGGAAGGAAGCCCCCCCCCCCCCCCCGAAUCGUGCAAACGGGUGGAUGGCGGUAUUUACAUCGCGCAGGCGGUCGCUGCCGUGCAUUGCGGCGGGUUCGGUCGGGUCUUUCCUCAGCAACGGCAAACGUUUUUAGGAAUGGUGACACAGUGAACAUAUGAACGAUCAAACACGCCAUCGCGUUUUCAUGUUUACAUGUCCGAUGAAGACUGCGUCUUUUUGUUGAAGAACGCUUUAAAGCUUUAAUCUGUUUUAUACCGAUAUUUUGUUUUCUCUAAUGUAUUUUUCUUCUCUCGCUCGCCUUGUGCUUUUAUCCUUAUUGAAUAUGUACAUUGAAUUGUUUUUUGAGUCGCUGACAUCAUCAUCAUAAUAAUAAUAAUAAUAAAGACAGAUCUGGCCCCUCUGUUUGUUGACUGUA